Molecule: messenger RNA, 4925 nt
Organism: Nyctereutes procyonoides (raccoon dog)
Lineage: Eukaryota; Metazoa; Chordata; Mammalia; Carnivora; Canidae
Gene: PADI2
Product: peptidyl arginine deiminase 2
Exons: 16
Coding region: 99-2096 (665 amino acids)
Cellular component (GO): cytoplasm
Molecular function (GO): calcium ion binding; protein-arginine deiminase activity
Source: RefSeq, a predicted model, not a curated record
GGUGCACCUGUGCGGCAGGUGCUCCGGCAGGUGCCCCGGCGGGACCCGACCCCGACCCCGACCCCGACCAGCGAGGCCCGGCUCUGCGCUGCGGGAAGAUGCUGCGCGAGAGGACCGUGCGGCUGCAGUACGGGAGCCGCGUCGAGGCGGUGUACGUGCUGGGUACCUACCUCUGGACGGAUGUGUACAGCGCGGCCCCAGCUGAGGCCCAGACCUUCAGCCUGAAGCACUCGGAGCGGGUGCGGGUGGAGGUGGUGCGCGAUGGGGAGGCCGAGGAGGUGGCCACCAACGGCAAACAGCGCUGGCUUCUGUCGCCCAGCACCACGCUGCGGGUCACCAUGAGCCAGGCCAGCACGGAGGCCAGCAGUGACAAGGUCACUGUCAACUACUACGACGAGGAAGGGAGUAUGCCCAUUGACCAGGCUGGGCUCUUCCUCACGGCCGUUGAGAUCUCCCUGGAUGUGGAUGCAGACCGGGAUGGUGUGGUGGAGAAGAACAACCCCAAAAAGGCAUCCUGGACCUGGGGCCCCGAGGGCCAGGGGGCCAUCCUGCUGGUGAACUGUGACCGAGACACACCCUGGCUGCCCAAGGAGGACCUGAACGAUGAGAAGGUCUACAGCAAGGAAGACCUCAAGGACAUGUCCCAGAUGAUCCUGCGGACCAAAGGCCCGGACCGCCUCCCCGCCGGAUACGAGAUCAUUCUCUACAUUUCCAUGGCCGACUCGGACAAAGUGGGCGUGUUCUAUGUGGAAAACCCGUUUUUCGGCCAGCGUUACAUCCACAUCCUGGGCCGGCGGAAGCUCUACCACGUGGUCAAGUACACGGGCGGCUCCGCGGAGCUGCUGUUCUUCGUGGAAGGCCUGCGUUUUCCCGACGAGGGCUUCCCAGGCCUGGUCUCCAUCCACGUCAGCCUGCUGGAGUACAUGGCCGAGGAGAUUCCCCUGACUCCCAUCUUCACGGACACGGUGAUAUUCCGGAUUGCUCCAUGGAUCAUGACCCCCAACAUCCUGCCUCCUGUGUCGGUGUUUGUGUGCUGCAUGAAGGACAAUUACUUGUUCCUGAAAGAGGUGAAGAACCUGGUUGAGAAAACCAACUGUGAACUGAAGGUCUGCUUCCAGUACGUAAACCGAGGUGACCGCUGGAUCCAGGAUGAAGUUGAAUUUGGCUACAUAGAGGCCCCCCACAAAGGCUUCCCUGUGGUACUGGACUCACCCCGAGAUGGAAACCUGAAGGACUUCCCAGUGAAGCAGCUUCUGGGCCCAGAUUUUGGCUACGUGACCCGGGAGCCCCUCUUCGAGCCUGUCACCAGCCUUGAUUCCUUUGGGAACCUGGAGGUCAGUCCACCAGUGACUGUGAACGGCAAGACCUACCCCCUGGGCCGGAUCCUCAUCGGGAGCAGCUUUCCUCUGUCCGGUGGUCGGAGGAUGACCAAGGUGGUGCGGGACUUCCUGCAAGCCCAGCAGGUGCAGGCGCCCGUGGAGCUCUACUCGGACUGGCUGACCGUGGGCCACGUGGACGAGUUCAUGACCUUCGUCCCCAUCCCGGGCACAAAGAAAUUCCGGAUGCUCAUGGCCAGUACCUCGGCCUGCUACAAGCUCUUCCGAGAGAAGCAGAGGGAGGGCCACGGGGAAGCCAUCAUGUUCAAAGGCUUGGGCGGGAUGAGCAGCAAGCGGAUCACCAUCAACAAGAUUCUGUCCAAUGAGAGCCUCGUGCAAGAGAACCAGUACUUCCAGCGUUGCCUGGACUGGAACCGUGACAUCCUCAAGAAGGAGUUGGGGCUCACGGAGCAGGACAUCAUCGAUCUCCCCGCUCUGUUCAAAAUGGAUGAGCACCGCCAGGCCAGGGCCUUCUUCCCAAACAUGGUGAACAUGAUCGUGCUGGACAAGGACCUGGGCAUCCCCAAGCCCUUUGGGCCCCAGGUGGAGGACGUGUGCUGCCUGGAGACGCACGUGCGCUCCCUGCUGGAGCCGCUGGGCCUCUGCUGCACCUUCGUGGACGACAUCUCGGCCUACCACAAGUUCCUGGGGGAGGUGCACUGCGGCACCAACGUGCGCCGGAAGCCCUUCUCUUUCAAGUGGUGGCACAUGGUGCCCUGAGCCCGCGGGGGGCUGUGGGGUGCAGGUCUCAGCCCAUCCAUAGCUGAUAUUGUGGCUGGACUGGCCCUCGUGGUUCUUGGGAUUGAUUGCAAGACGCCCAUCAGCAACAACGGUCAGGAAACUUUGGGGGUGGGGAAGAAAAGGAUGAUUACUUCCAGGACCUGGACAUUGCACGGCACACCUGGGGCCACACAGCCAAGUCGCAGGGAGAGAGAGAGGCGGCACAGGCCUGGGGUCUGCUUUUUUGGGGGGCGGGGGGGGUGAGGACCUAGGGUUUUGUAGGCUCUUCUUUGUCCGUGAAUCUGAAACAUAAGAGCAGGAAUUCAAAGCACAGGACAAGGAAAAUCAAGGGGCCCGAAAUAGUCAGCUUUAGAAAGCAGCUAAGAUUUCUAAAACAGAGGAGCCUGGGGAAGGAGGAAGCCUGGCGUUUUAUCUAGUCCUGUGGCUGGCAGCGUGCUUAUCGCAGAUAGCUUUCUUUGAUGUGGGCAUCUCAGCAGUCCAAGCCCAAGUCAGGCACUUGUAUAACCAGAAAGAGAAAACCCAACUGUCAGAGCUCCCAUGACAGGGGGCCUUGGCACCUCCCUCCCCCCUUCCUUCUCCAGACCCCUGGCACAGACACCCCCCAGAGCUCCCCCCUGCCUGGCAAGGACUUGACAAGGACUGGACUGCCCCACUGGGAGGCCUCCAGGGAGGGGGCACGUAUUGGGGACAUCAGUACCUUGCCAUCUCUCAGAAGGGCCCCAGCAUCCACCAAAGUCACCCCCAGUGAACCUCAACCCUUCCUUUCUGAAAAUAGCUGUGCAUUGGGCCAGUGUCUAUAUAGCCCUGAUAUGAAAAACAACAACAAAAAACCUCUAUACCCAAACCAUUCCCCAAAGAGUCCUUAGUCUCUUGUCCAAAACUGAAGGAGGAGAGAAAGGAAGGAGGUUCUGAAGGUUCUGGGAUCACCGGUUCUGGCAACCAUGCCCUGAGGGCCAAGGUAGAUCCUGUGGAAAGGGACCCCGGGGCCCCAGAUGUACCUUGAGCUGCUGUCAUUCCAAAUUCAGCUCCCUUGGGGUGUCCAGCUGGCUGCUUCCAAUUAUUCAUUCCUUCCCAGCCUCUCUCAGAUCCCCUUGGCUUUCUCUCUGCAGUGUAGACAGCACUGACUAGCUUCCCCAUUCCCUGAGGGUCCAAAUAAUUGAGUUUAGAACCUUCCCCCGAAGUGAAUUUUAUCAGAACAGACCUCUCCAUUUUCAAGACGCUCCGUAUACCUCAUCUUUUUGAUGGACACAGGCUCUCCAAAUGCUUGAGGGGUUCCCCCCAGACCAGCAUCCUUGUACCUGAGAGGGCCGUGGGUGAAGAUGCCCAGGCUCAGCCGUAUCCUUCUCCUGCCUGGUUCCCCGUUCUCUGGGCAGUCCUUGGUCUCCCUCCUCGCAUGCCUCCACUUCCUACUCCUCAUGCGAUCCCUCCAGGCAGCUACACGGGGACUUUUUCACCACCAGCCAGGCUCAGACCUGCCCCUAUGGUAUAAUUAAAGACCCACCUGUUCUCCCUAGACCUUAGACUCAACAUAUAAGGACCUGGCCUGACCCCCAGCCCAACCACCAGUUCUGGGCCAGCAGCUGGGCUAUCCCAUGGAAGUUCACCAGCACAUUUGCUGAACAUCCUCUCAUUUGGACAUAACUAGUUUAAGUCCCUGGCUCCAACCCAAAAGACUCGGUUUCAACUAAAAAAAAAGUUACUUUAGGCCCAACUGUUGUUGGGAGAAUAAGUGAAUUAUAAUUCUACUUUGAGGAUUAAAAAGAACCAAUUCAUAGCCAAUGAGGUUAUAAAUGUGUGUUCUCGGGAGAACAGGAUUUUCUUCUUGGGUUAUUUCAUUUUUUCAUUCAGAAAACAUUUGUCGUGUGCCUACUAAGUGCCAGGCUCGGUGCUGUGCUGUGAGGAUGUGGUGGUUAGCAGCACCCUGGUCCUGGUCUCUGCCUCAUGGAGCCAGCCAGUUCUCAACAUGCAGUGCCCACAUCUGAAUGGCCAGCACUUGUCCUUUCAGUGAUGUGCUCUUUAGAAGUGCCAACCCACUAGAUUCAGGAAAUGCACAGGGCACAGAAAUUCCUGCAAGUCACUAUUUUGGAUGAAGGCAAAGGGUUCUUUUUCAACCAGCCCUCCUUUCCCAUCCAGCUGGGCCAGUACCAUCUGACAGAUCAGACCCCAGAGCCUUCAGAAGCUGUUGUGCCCCUGCCUUUGGGGGGCCAAGCCCCCGAUCUCUGCAACCCCAGAGCUGAAAACACCAAGUGCCUAUUUGAAGGUGUUUAUCCUGAGACUUAGAGUUUGUCGUGUGUGUGUGUGUGUGUGUGUGUUUAGUUAAUGUGGGGUUUCGGGUUUUCUCUCAUUUUUUUUCUAGUCUACCUUAAAGGGAAGUGAGUACCUCCCAUGUGGAGACAGUGUGUGUUUAUAGAUUUUUCUAAAACUCUCCCCAUAGAUAAGUUGGUAAUUUCUGAUGAUUCUGGAGCCUCCAGGACUCAGAUAUCUAUUCCCAUUUUGCUUGCCUCCCGCCCCGUGUGACUACCCUCCGCGUGCAUACCUCCCCCAUUCCUGUGGACUCCUUGCUCUUCCCCACCCCCCAGUUUCUAUAAAUGUAGGCCUGGGAUACAUUUCUGUGUUGCAAAACUCAGCUAAGUUCCUGUUUCGAUCUUUAUGUUGAAAUAUUUUAUCUAAGAGGGAAGGGGGUGCCAUGAAGAUGGCAAGAAGCAGGGCACAAUUUCAACUUUCUGGAUGAGAGGCCAUGAUGAAGAUCGAAAGAUGUUUGGGGAAGAGCCUAAUUAAAUAGCAAUAAAAUAAACCAUCAGAGGGGAA